Colletotrichum phormii is the source of this 1071-nucleotide messenger RNA. RefSeq names its product deoxyhypusine synthase. Gene Ontology annotation, molecular function: deoxyhypusine synthase activity. Bases 1 to 1071 code for a protein of 356 amino acids. The record is from RefSeq and is a predicted model, not a curated record. Gene Ontology annotation, biological process: peptidyl-hypusine biosynthetic process. Lineage: Eukaryota; Fungi; Ascomycota; Sordariomycetes; Glomerellales; Glomerellaceae. The transcript has 3 exons. Gene Ontology annotation, cellular component: cytoplasm.
AUGGCAUCGCAAGAGAACCCCAAUGCCCCGCCGGCGGCAGCAACCGAUGCCGUCCUCGUCGUCUCGGAGGAAAUGCCCGAGGGCGCCCAAAAGGUCGAGGAGUUGGACUUUGACGAUAUCAAGGGACCCAUCACCGCCGAGAGCCUGUACAAUGGCAUGAGAUUCAUGGGCUUCCAAGCCUCGAAUUUGACAGAAUCCAUCCGGAUCAUCAAUGACAUGAGAGCCUGGCGAGACCCAGAAACCGGUGACAAGACCACCAUCUUCCUAGGCUACACCUCCAACCUAAUCUCCUCCGGCAUGCGAGGCGUCUUCCGGUGGCUCGUCAAGCACAAGCACGUCUCCGCCAUCGUGACCACCGCCGGCGGCGUCGAGGAGGACUUUAUCAAGUGCCUCGGCGACACCUACAUGUCCUCCUUCAGCGCCGACGGCGAGGGCCUGCGCAAAAAGGGCCAGAACCGCAUCGGCAACCUCGUCGUGCCCAACUCGAAUUACCGCGCGUUCGAGGACUGGGUCGUGCCCAUCUUUGACAAGAUGUACGAGGAGCAGGAGGCCAGUAAGGGCACCGACGACGAGAUCAACUGGACGCCCUCCAAGAUGAUCCACCGCCUCGGCAAGGAGAUCAACGACGAGCGCUCCGUCUACUACUGGGCGUGGAAGAACGAUAUCCCCGUCUUUUGCCCCGCGCUCACGGACGGGAGCUUGGGGGAUAUGCUGUAUUUCCACACCUUCAAGACGUCGCCUGGUCAGCUCAAGUGCGAUAUCGUCGAGGAUAUCCGCAAGAUCAACACCAUGUCGGUGCGCGCCAAGAGGGCGGGUAUGAUUAUUUUGGGUGGCGGCGUCAUCAAGCAUCACAUUGCGAACGCUUGCCUGAUGCGCAACGGCGCCGAGUCGGCCGUGUACAUCAACACUGGCCAGGAGUUUGACGGAAGUGAUGCGGGCGCCAGGCCGGACGAGGCCGUUUCCUGGGGCAAGAUCAAGAUUGGCGCCGAUGCUGUCAAGGUCUAUGCGGACGCCACUUUGGUAUUCCCAUUCAUUGUUGCAAAUACUUUUGCCAAAGACAAAUCAUCAUAG